Messenger RNA from Coregonus sp. 'balchen', 6052 nucleotides. The record is from the annotation of a GenBank genome assembly. Lineage: Eukaryota; Metazoa; Chordata; Actinopteri; Salmoniformes; Salmonidae.
CUGCAUGAAGCAGACAUCUCUAAAGCUGUAUGUAGUGAGGUCUGGUCAUACGAGCCACCAGAAAAGACAAAUGGCACUAAAAUUAGUACAGAUUCAUACUUCAUAACGCACUUACUGUAUGUAUCUGUGAGUCUGCUCCUUUUCACAGUGCACCUUCUGGAGGAAACUUGUCAUACAGCCAGUAACCCUCAAAUGAGGAGGGCUAGCUAGCUAGCUGCACGAUGAGUUCCCAAGAUAUGUUGAAGAAUGCCUCCACUCUCGCAUCAUACAAUGUCUUGCUUCAGGUAAAGUAGCUAGCUAUUAUAAUUAGCUAUGUCAUACUCAUUUUUGCACUUGAUGACAAUAGUGUCCUUGCUAAAAUUCCUUAUAUCCACACCCUCAGAGUAACAUGUGGAGGACAUGCUUUUAAGGUAGUUGUAGAAGAAAUAUCCUUUUAUGUAGCAAUUUUUCUGAAUGCCUAGAUUGUGUAGCAGUUGUUAAUUAGAUUAGUGUGUGUGUGUGUUGUCCUAAGGCAUUGAGUAAUACAAUAUUCAAGUAGCAGAAAGACAUCCACAUGUUACAUGACUGAUUACAUUUCUACCCAUUGCAUAUCUAUCUAUGUGCAUAGUGAAUAUGUUCCUGGUGAUUUUUAGGUCAUGUUUCGUGUGCUCACCUUUUUGCUGAACGCAUUCACGCUGCGCUUUGUGUCCAAAGAGCUGAUUGGCGUGGUCAACGUCAGGUAAGAUUGUUUUACUCUUGGGCAAUUCCAUGAUAAGAGUGAUGCUGGGAUUCAGAUUUUUCACUUUAAAAUGUAUGCCAAACAAAAAACAAUGAUAUCAAAGUUAAACAAACCAUACAACUCUAUGCACAAGGACGACUUUGAACAAUUUCCACUGAAACUUUUACAAAAACACAUUUACUUGAAGAACAGUGCAGAAGCAAAGUUUAGUGAGUUGUGUGGUUUGUUUAACUUUGCAAUCAUUGGUUUUGGUUUGACAUACAUUUUAAAGUGGAAAAUCUGAGUCUCAGCAUCAGUCUGUUACUGUGGAAUUGCCUUCUGUUUAAUAUUACACCUGCUGCAAUAUGAGCUGUCCAAACCUGCAGUUAAACAAAAACUAACACCACUACAUACUGUGUGUGCAUGUGUGUUUGCACGUGUGUGUGUGUGCAGGUUGACACUGCUGUACUCCACGCUGGUCUUCUUGUCCAGAGAGGCCUUCAGGAGAGCCUGUUUGAGUGGCGGAACAGAUCACAACUGGAGACAAGUAAUCAACCUGCUAUGGCUGACGUGAGUGUGACUAUAGGGGAGCAACUGCUGCACAGUGUUGAAUGGCUCUGGUCAGAACAUACACAGUUGGGUCUUUCAUCAGCACUAUCUACACAACUUAUGAUUGUGUGUGUGUGUCAUCCUCCCAGGUUGCCGCUGGGUGUACUAUGGGCAUCUCUCCUGGUGUGUGUGUGGCUGUGGCUCCUGGAGGUUCCAGAUCCCCUGACUAUCCCCCACUACGGCCCCGCUGUGGGGCUCUUUGCCCUGGCCGCACUGCAGGAGCUGCUGGCUGAGCCUCUCUGGGUCCUGGCUCAGGCCCACAUGUUUGUCAGGCUGAAGGUGGUUGCUGAGAGCCUGGCCAUGGUGGCUAAGUGUGUUCUGACAGUGGUGCUGGUGGUCUCUGCUCCUCAGUGGGGGCUCUACAUCUUCUCUGCUGCUCAGGUACAUACGCACACAGCCCCGUCCUUUACACAAUGAUCUUAUGUUUGUCUAUUUAGCGCAAGCGGUUACCCACCUUUUGCAGAAAAAAUGCAUUGAAAGUAUAGGCAGCAUUACUUAAUUCACCGCAAUCAGUAUUUACCCACUUUUUUUUAAAACCACUACAUCACUGGUUACAAGGGAGUAUGGUUAGAGGGUGUGUGCAUAGAUGGUAUUGUCAAAAAGAUGAAGUGGUCACGGAGUAAGGUUGUGUUAGUAAAUAUUAAUCUGUAUAUGUGGAGAUGGUAUUGCAUGCAAUCCUCAUAAAUCACUGUGGACGAGUGUCUACUAAGCUAACUGUUAUACUGGCCUGUCCUUCGUAGCUGGUGUACACAGGGUUCCUGGUGCUGUGCUACAUUGUCUACUUCCUGCGUUUCCUGGGCUCUGGGGAGGCCAACAGGAAGUUCUUCCCCCUGCGGCGUGUGGCAGACCUGCUGCCCUCCAGAGUUGAAGGAGAGGUAACAUUCACCACAACAGCCAUAACCCUGUCACUCACAGCAUAUACUCCUCACUGAGCUAGUAUACAGUAUACCCGAAAGCAAUUGGUCGUAUUAACUGACAUAAAUAAAUUAUAAAUUGAUUGUUUGGUUAAUUCAUUCAUUCUUCCAUAUACUAUGUCAGGUCACAAUUGUGUGUGCUAUGUCAUACCGCUGUGUGUGUGUCUGUAGCCUGUGAUUGACUGGACGUUGGCCAGGCUGACGUGGAGCUUCUUCAAGCAGUCGUUCCUGAAGCAAAUCCUGACGGAGGGCGAGCGUUAUGUCAUGACCUUCCUCAACGUGCUGAGCUUCGGGGAGCAGGGCGUGUACGACAUUGUCAACAACCUGGGCUCAAUGGUGGCCCGUUUCAUCUUCCUGCCCAUCGAGGAGAGCUUCUAUGUCUUCUUCGCCAAAGUCCUGGAGAGGGGGCGGGACGUCAGGCAGCAGAAACAGGUCAGAGGGAAGAGUCAGGCAAUCAAAACAUGUCACUCAUUUCACCAUUUGUCAGUGGCCAAUGAUAAAUAAAGUUGUCUGACACACACACGAUAGCUCAUGCAGGUGCAUUGAUGCCGCUUGCUGAUUGGUCUGCAGGAUGAGGUUGCCAUAGCAGCUGAAGUUCUGGAGUGUCUGCUGAAGCUGGUGCUUGUGAUUGGCCUGAUCAUCACAGUGUUUGGUUACGCCUACUCUCACCUGGCUCUGGACAUCUAUGGGGGAUCUCUACUGAGCAGUGGUGCAGGUGAGUCAACUAACCAAGUGAGUCAACCACCAUAGUAUAAUAUAAUAUAUAAUAAUAUAAUAUAGUCAACUGAAUCACUGGAGUUAUAGAGAGAUAAAGGAACUCAUUCAGCAAUUAUUUGAAUAAUCUAAUUCCUCAAGCUAUUGGUUUUAUGUGAGUGGUUGUGUGUAAUGAUAUGUGUGUUAAAUUGAAGGGCCCAGUCUGUUGCGAUGCUACAGCUCCUAUGUGCUCCUGCUGGCCAUUAAUGGAAUUACUGAGUGCUUUGUCUUUGCUGCCAUGAGCAAGGAAGAGGUUGACAGGUGAGAGAAGGCAGGUACACACACACACACACACACACAGUGUGUAUCAGGUUGCUAACGUUGCUCUCUCGUCUGUCCCCAGGUAUAACCUGGUGAUGUUGGCUCUGUCUAUCUCCUUCCUGCUCCUAUCCUACAUGCUGACGUGGUGGGCAGGGGGCAUUGGCUUCAUCCUGGCUAACUGUCUGAACAUGGGCCUGCGUAUCCUCCACAGCCUGUUCUUCAUCCACCGCUACUUCCUGUCCAGCCAGUGGACGCCUCUGCGCGGCCUGAGGCCCUCCCCUCUUCUGCUGCUGGCUCUGGCUCUCAGUGCAGUCCUCACUGCCAUCUCUGAGGUACCACACUAUAACUGCUCUCCUCACUGCUUUACUGUACACACCAGAGGAGGCUGGUGGGAGGAGCUAUACGAGUAUGGGCUCAUUGUAAUGGAAUAAAAGGAGCGGAGUCAAACAUGGUUUCCAUAUGUUUGAUGUGUUUGACACGUUCCAUUAAUUCCAUUCUAGCCAUUACAAUGAGCCUGUCCCCCUAUAGCUCCUCCCACCAGCCUCCUCUGGUACACACCACAUACUGUAUACACCAGCCAAUCACAUGUCAGCCAAUCACACUUAAGUCUGUCACUCACAUUUAAUAAAACAGUUAUUGUUUCUCCCUUACAAUCAUAGAAAUGGGAGUUAGGAUACAAACUAUACAGUGGGGGAAAAAAGUAUUUAGUCAGCCACCAAUUGUGCAAGUUCUCCCACUUAAAAAGAUGAGAGAGGCCUGUAAUUUUCAUCAUAGGUACACGUCAACUAUGACAGACAAAUUGAGAUUUUUUUUCUCCAGAAAAUCACAUUGUAGCAUUUUUAAUGAAUUUAUUUGCAAAUUAUGGUGGAAAAUAAGUAUUUGGUCACCUACAAACAAGCAAGAUUUCUGGCUCUCACAGACCUGUAACUUCUUCUUUAAGAGGCUCCUCUGUCCUCCACUCGUUACCUGUAUUAAUGGCACCUGUUUGAACUUGUUAUCAGUAUAAAAGACACCUGUCCACAACCUCAAACAGUCACACUCCAAACUCCACUAUGGCCAAGACCAAAGAGCUGUCAAAGGACACCAGAAACAAAAUUGUAGACCUGCACCAGGCUGGGAAGACUGAAUCUGCAAUAGGUAAGCAGCUUGGUUUGAAGAAAUCAACUGUGGGAGCAAUUAUUAGGAAAUGGAAGACAUACAAGACCACUGAUAAUCUCCCUCGAUCUGGGGCUCCACGCAAGAUCUCACCCCGUGGGGUCAAAAUGAUCACAAGAACGGUGAGCAAAAAUCCCAGAACCACACGGGGGGACCUAGUGAAUGACCUGCAGAGAGCUGGGACCAAAGUAACAAAGCCUACCAUCAGUAACACACUACGCUGCCAGGGACUCAAAUCCUGCAGUGCCAGACGUGUCCCCCUGCUUAAGCCAGUACAUGUCCAGGCCCGUCUGAAGUUUGCUAGAGUGCAUUUGGAUGAUCCAGAAGAGGAUUGGGAGAAUGUCAUAUGGUCAGAUGAAACCAAAAUAUAACUUUUUGGUAAAAACUCAACUCGUCGUGUUUGGAGGACAAAGAAUGCUGAGUUGCAUCCAAAGAACACCAUACCUACUGUGAAGCUUUGGGGCUGUUUUUCUGCAAAGGGACCAGGAUGACUGAUCCGUGUAAAGGAAAGAAUGAAUGGGGCCAUGUAUCGUGAGAUUUUGAGUGAAAACCUCCUUCCAUCAGCAAGGGCAUUGAAGAUGAAACGUGGCUGGGUCUUUCAGCAUGACAAUGAUCCCAAACACACCACCCGGGCAACGAAGGAGUGGCUUCGUAAGAAGCAUUUCAAGGUCCUGGAGUGGCCUAGCCAGUCUCCAGAUCUCAACCCCAUAGAAAAUCUUUGGAGGGAGUUUAAAGUCUGUGUUGCCCAGCGACAGCCCCAAAACAUCACUGUUCUAGAGGAGAUCUGCAUGGAGGAAUGGGCCAAAAUACCAGCAACAGUGUGUGAAAACCUUGUGAAGACUUACAGAAAACAUUUGACCUGUGUCAUUGCCAACAAAGGGUAUAUAACAAAGUAUUGAGAAACUUUUGUUAUUGACCAAAUACUUAUUUUCCACCAUCAUUUGCAAAUAAAUUAAUUAAAAAUCCUACAAUGUGAUUUUCUGGAUUUUUUUUCCUCGUUUUGUCUGUCAUAGUUGACGUGUACCUAUGAUGAAAAUUACAGGCCUCUCUCAUCUUUUUAAGUGGGAGAACUUGCACAAUUGGUGGCUGACUAAAUACUUUUCUUCCCCACUGUAUAUCUAUUCUUAUCACAUACUCAGAGAGAAUAGUGAGACAGAUUGUCUUAUCUCUUUAUGUAUUUAUUUACCAUAAAAUUGGAUUUCCCAUCUGUCUGUACUCUGCUGUUUCAGGGUGUGUUCUGUUGUGACGGAGGAUGGUUACUGAGGCUGGUUCACAUCGCCGUGGGGGCCUGGUGUCUACUGGGUGUACUUGUCACUGUCAUUCUCACAGAGACAAAACUCGUUCAGUUUGUUCGGACUCAGCUCUUACCUCGCUAUGGGAAGAAACACACCUAAACCUGCCCAGCAGAGGAGUAACCUGCCAGCUAUAAUGGCAGAGAGGAAAGGAGAGAGAGACAGAAUGAACAGAAUGGUAGAAGGAUAGAUAGAGCUGAAGAUAGUGACUUGGAGGGGAAUGUGGAAACCGCUGCAAUCCUAAGUGACCCUGUCAUGGACUGAGGGUGAAGUUGGAAUGAGCAGCUCACUGGCCAAAAAUGGUUUACCGGUAAUUGUUUCUGAAUGUGUGUGUAUCUCUGUGUGUGUGUACAGUCAGGUCAAAAAAUAUU